AUUGCCUCCUCCAUUAAUUUCUCCGGAUCCGGCUUCUUCCUCCCUCGGCUUCUUCCUCCUCGAACAAACCAUGGCUAUACUUGUCAUCACGGUGAACAUGCAAUGCUGCCGCUGCAAGGAGAAGAUUGACAAGAUCCUCAACUGCCUGAGAUGCAAGUAUUGCAUCGAGAAGAUCGAGUACGAGGGCGAGAAGGUGAUCGUGAGGGGCGGCUUCUGCGCGGAGGAGCUCCGCGAGUGCAUAUGGCGCAAGGCCGGCUGCAAGAUCGUCGUCAACAUCAUCAUCGUCGAGGUGUGGCCGCCGCCGCCGCAGACGGUGGAGGUCAAGGUCGAUGUGAAGACUGAGGUCACCGCCACCGCGAAGGCGGCGGCGGAGGCGGCGGCUAGGGCCACCGUCGAAGCUAUCAUCUGCAAGGAGAAGGAGCAGCACUGCAAGAAGCAGCCGGAGUGCAAGCUGGUGCCGUACCCGUACCCGGUGCCCUACCCGGUACCGUGCCAGCGCCGCCGUAAGCAGUGCGGCGAGUGCAAGCGCGACGACUGCCACGGCGGCUGCCGCGUCCGCGACUGCACGGGCCCGCCGCCUCCGCCGCCGUGCAAGUGCGGCGACUGCAAGUGCGGCGGCGGCUGCUCGGGCCGGGGCCACGGGGAAUGCGGUGGGGGCGGCUCCUGCUGCAAGACGACCGUCUGCUGCUCGCCGCCGCGGUGCCCGCCGCCGCCACCGCCGUGCCCAUGGGGCGGCGGCGGCGGCUACGUGGUCUGUCAGCCGGAAGACCCCGGCUGCACGGUGAUGUGA
Molecule: messenger RNA, 790 nt
Organism: Oryza brachyantha (malo sina)
Lineage: Eukaryota; Viridiplantae; Streptophyta; Magnoliopsida; Poales; Poaceae
Product: protein PYRICULARIA ORYZAE RESISTANCE 21-like
Exons: 3
Coding region: 71-790 (239 amino acids)
Source: RefSeq, a predicted model, not a curated record